Messenger RNA from Colletes gigas, 1173 nucleotides. RefSeq names its product jerky protein homolog-like. The transcript has 2 exons. Gene Ontology annotation, molecular function: DNA binding. The record is from RefSeq and is a predicted model, not a curated record. Bases 1 to 1173 code for a protein of 390 amino acids. Gene Ontology annotation, cellular component: nucleus. Lineage: Eukaryota; Metazoa; Arthropoda; Insecta; Hymenoptera; Colletidae.
AUGGCAACUAAAAGGAGAGUCAGUUUGACUGUGCAACAACGGCUGGACGCGUUAAAAGAUUUGGAAACGUUACCCCUUACAAGUGUUGCUGCAAAAUUUAACGUGCAUCCUACGACAAUUCGUCGUAUAAAAAACAAUUCUGCAAUAAUUGGUCGUUUUGCAGAAGAGAACAAGCGACGCGCUAAGCGGCAAAGGUUUAGGAAGCCAAUGUACGAAGAAUUGGAGCAACAUUUACUUGCGUGGUUCACUGAAAGAAGAACACUCGGCGAUAUCCUUUCGGACACGAUUCUUCUGCAAAAAGCCAUAGAACUGAAGAACACUUUGGCAAUAUCUUCCGAUUUUAAAGUGAGUAGAGGCUGGCUCUCAAAAUUUAAAGAACGCCAUAAUAUAAGGCUUGUCCAUGUUUGUGGUGAAAAAGCCAGCGCUGAUGAGGACGGUGCAAAUGUAUUUGUACAAGACUUUAAUAAGUUUAUUGUAGAAGAAAAUAUAAAUUUAGACUGCAUUUAUAAUAUGGAUGAAAGUGGUUUAUUGUGGAAAGCUUUGCCAACAAAAACACUUGCAGGUGGAAAUGAAGCAUCUGUAAAUGGAUAUAAAUUACGGAAGGAAAGAGUGACAAUUGCGUUAUGCUCAAAUGCCACGGGGACGCAUAAAAUUAUGCCCCUCAUGCAACGCAAUGCAUGGAUGGACCAAAGUUUGUUUGCAAAUUGGUAUGAAAAUCACUUCAAACCAAGUGUGAGGGACUACCACAUAAAAAAUGGUAUUAAUGGACCAGUAAUUUUAUUACUUGAUAAUUGCGCUGGUCAUAAAGUGACGGCUGAUACUGACCGAAAUUUUAGAAUUAAAUAUUUACCAGCCAAUACUACAUGUUUAAUUCAACCAAUGGACCAAGGAGUAAUUGAAAAGACGAAACGUAGUUUUCGUCGUAGAUUGAUGCAGAGAGUGAUUGAUUGCACGAGAGGCAUUAAUGAAUUUUAUAAAAUAUAUUCCAUAAGAGAUUGCAUUGAGAUGAUUGCAGAGUCGUGGAAAGAAAUAACAACCGACAAUAUAAGAAAUGCGUGGAAUAAAAUUAUUAAAAGAACCACUUUCGAAGAAGAGGAAAGAGCAUUAGGAGUAAUGCAAGAAUUAAUUUCUUUAAUAUCCGAAGAUAAUGUCAGUAAAGAAGAAGCCGAGUAA